UACGGAAUCCUCUCUGCUUCGGUGGUCCUAUAUCCUAUGCAUAAUAUGCUUAACUGUGAAGCAGAGCAAGCUCGCUCAGUCAAACCAAACCUUCAACAAAACGACACCGCAUCCGUGAUUCUGCUCUGUCUUUAUACUCUGCCUCUUUAUCUGCUUUCUCUGUAAAUAUCUACAUACAACUCUAUUAUACAUUCUUUUUUACACACCAAACCAAAUUCUUGCCUUUCACGAGAUGAUAAUAGCUCUUUAGUCUUUUUUUCUUUGUCCCCUUUCUUCCUUUCUUUCUCUCUGUAUCUAUAAGAGUUUCACGUGUACCCGUUUAUUGAACUGUUCGAGGCUUUCAGCCUGUGAUUCUAUUUUGCUUUGAAUUGAGUGUUUUUGGUAGUAUUUUCAGCUUUAUUCUUAUCUAUUUCACUCAAGUUUAGAUUUUUUUUUUCCUUUUUAUUCUGGGUCAUACUUGAGGUAUUAAAGCUCUGUUCCUUUUUCAUUUUGUCCAACUUUAAGGUUACUGUUUUCUGGGUUUUACUCAAAAGUGAAUUUCUGUUUGCUUGAAUUCUAAUUCCAAGUGUAUUUUACUGUUAUUCGGUUCUUUGACCUGGCUUCUCACACAAAUUUGUGCUGCCUCUUAAUCUGGGAUUUGGUUGCAAGAGAUCACCCACAUUUGGGUUGUCUUUGAUCUUUCAUUUUCGUUGCAGAAAAGCUAAAAAAAUGAAGGGAUUUUUGCUCUUCAAUUUCUUGAUUUUACUUUUUAUGUCUUUGCUGUGCGGUCUUGGUGUGAGCAAAGAGUGUACAAAUAUUCCAACUCAGCUCUCAUCUCAUACAUUCCGAUAUGAACUACUAUCAUCAAACAAUGAAACAUGGAAGGAAGAAGUGUUUGCUCACUACCAUUUGAUACCAACUGACGAUUCAGCUUGGUCUAAUUUGCUGCCACGAAAGAUACUGAAAGAAGAAGACGAGUUUGAUUGGGCAGUGACGUAUAGAAAAAUGAAAAGAACUCUUCAAUCAUCUGGACAAUUCCUUAAGGAAGUGUCAUUGCAUAAUGUGAGAUUGGAUUCAAGUUCGAUUCAAUGGAGGGCACAGCAAACAAAUUUAGAGUACUUGUUGAUGUUGGAUGUGGAUAGGUUGGUGUGGAGCUUUAGGAAGACUGCUGGAUUGCCGACACCCGGCACAGCAUAUGGUGGCUGGGAGGCCCCGGAUUGUGAGCUUCGAGGUCACUUUGUAGGGCACUACUUGAGCGCAUCAGCACAUAUGUGGGCUAGUACUCAUAAUUUUACUCUCCAAAAGAAAAUGUCUGCUGUGGUGUCUGCUCUAUCUGCCUGUCAGGAAAAAAUAGGUUCGGGUUACCUGUCUGCUUUUCCAUCUGAGCUAUUUGAUCGCUUUGAAGCUAUAAAACCCGUCUGGGCUCCAUAUUAUACUAUUCAUAAGAUCUUGGCAGGUCUCUUGGAUCAAUAUACAUUUGCAGAUGAUGCUCAAUCUUUAAAAAUUGUGAAAUGGAUGGUUGAGUAUUUUUACAACCGUGUGCAAAAAGUUAUAUUCCAAUACAGCAUUGAGAGACAUUUUCUUUCACUCAAUGAAGAAACUGGGGGUAUGAAUGAUGUCCUUUACAGGUUAUUCAGCAUAACUGGAGAUCCAAAGCAUUUAAUAUUGGCUCACCUUUUUGACAAGCCAUGCUUCCUUGGCUUGCUCGCAGUACAGGCUGAUGACAUAUCAGGUUUCCAUGCCAACACACAUAUCCCUGUUGUUAUUGGAUCGCAAAUGCGGUAUGAAGUAACUGGUGAUACCCUUUAUAAGGAAAUAGGGACAUUCUUCAUGGACAUUGUUAAUUCUUCUCACAGCUAUGCAACUGGAGGAACAUCAGUAAGCGAGUUCUGGUCAGACCCAAAACGCUUGGCUAGUACACUUUCAACGGAGAAUGAAGAAUCAUGCACGACUUAUAAUAUGCUCAAGGUCUCUCGUCACCUAUUUCGAUGGACCAAAGAAAUGGCAUAUGCAGAUUAUUAUGAACGAGCUCUAACAAAUGGUGUGUUAGGCAUCCAAAGAGGAACAGAACCUGGAGUGAUGAUUUACAUGCUUCCACAAAGACCUGGAAGUUCUAAGGCCAGAAGUUACCACGGAUGGGGGACGCAGUUUGACUCUUUCUGGUGCUGCUAUGGAACAGGAAUUGAAUCAUUUUCAAAGCUGGGAGAUUCAAUAUAUUUUGAAGAGGAAGGAGAAACCCCUGGUCUUUAUGUCGUCCAGUAUGUAUCAAGUUCUCUUGAUUGGAAAAUUGGACAAAUGGUGCUCAAUCUGAAAGCUGAUCCUGUUGUGUCUUGGGAUCCUUAUCUUCGAGUGACAUUUACCUUCUCUCCAAACGAGGGGGCAAGCCAACAAUCCACGUUGAAUUUUCGGAUACCGAUCUGGACAAAUUCGGAUGGUGCCAAGGCAACAUUAAAUGCUCAAAGUUUGUCUGUGCCAGCUCCAGGUAGUUUUUUAUCAAUCACCAGAAAAUGGAGCAAUAGUGACAAAUUUUCCCUUCAAUUGCCACUCAGUUUGAGAACAGAGGCUAUUAAAGAUGACCGGUCCGAGUAUGCUUCUGUUCAGGCAAUUCUUUAUGGCCCUUAUCUGCUUGCGGGUCAUACCAGUGGUGCAUGGAACAUCGACUCUGGGUCAGCAAAUUCUUUUUCAGACUGGAUAACUCCAAUUCCUGCCACUCACAACAAUAAUCUAGUAUCUUUUACCCAACAAUCUGGAGAUUCAGCUUUUGUCUUAACAAACUCAAACCAAACAAUUACAAUGGAAAAGUUGCCAGAAUCCGGCACUGAUGCAUCUGUUUAUGCAACGUUUAGACUCAUCUCCAAUGCUUCUUCUUCAUCAGAAUUAUCAACAACUGAAGUUUGUCUUGGAAACUAUGUCAUGCUAGAACCAUUUGAUCUACCCGGCAUGGUUUUGGUGCAACAAGGAGAAGAUGGCAUUGCAAUCGCAAAUUCUGAUGGUGGCGAUGGGUCAUCCAUUUUCCGCUUGGUUUCAGGAUUGGAUGGGAAAAAUGGAACCAUAUCCUUGGAGUCAGUAAGCCAUGAGAACUGCUAUGUGUUUAGCGGCGCAGAUUAUAAGGCAGGAACAAGCUUAAAGCUUACCUGCAAUACAGAGUCCUCGGACAUUCAUCAAGGUGCCAGCUUUAUAAUGAGCAAAGGAUUAAGCGAGUAUCAUCCCAUCAGCUUUGUAGCAAAGGGAGGGAAAAGGAAUUAUGUUCUUGAACCAUUAAUGAGCUUCAGAGAUGAAUCCUAUACUAUUUAUUUUAACAUUCUUGGGAGGAAUCAGAAAACCUAGUCUAUUCUCUAUGGCAAUAAAUUACUUCUAUUGCAAAUGGGCUGAAGUGAUACUAAGAAGAAUUUAGGGAAAAGAAGAUCAUGAUCCCAGUGUGGAUCUUCAGGGUAGUUUAUUUCUGUUAUUGGGUUUAUUAUGUAGCCUCUGAUUUUUCAGGUUUCUCAUCACUUGUACCACUGCCCAAGGAUGGCUCAGUAUUAUAGGUAUAUAGAUAACGAUUACCUGAUGUGUUCUUCUUUGUUAAAAGGAUGUUUCAGCAUUUGAAUCUGAAACGUCAACAAUAUUGAUCCAGGCUACUUUGAAUCCGAAGUCUCUCUCUUUUCA
Molecule: messenger RNA, 3627 nt
Organism: Manihot esculenta (cassava)
Lineage: Eukaryota; Viridiplantae; Streptophyta; Magnoliopsida; Malpighiales; Euphorbiaceae
Exons: 12
Coding region: 709-3306 (865 amino acids)
Biological process (GO): L-arabinose metabolic process
Molecular function (GO): alpha-L-arabinofuranosidase activity
Source: RefSeq, a predicted model, not a curated record